This is a messenger RNA of Cherax quadricarinatus, 2077 nucleotides long. Its product is annotated as probable cytochrome P450 49a1. NCBI's taxonomy places the organism in Eukaryota, Metazoa, Arthropoda, Malacostraca, Decapoda, Parastacidae. Gene Ontology annotation, molecular function: oxidoreductase activity, acting on paired donors, with incorporation or reduction of molecular oxygen; heme binding; iron ion binding. The record is from RefSeq and is a predicted model, not a curated record.
GACAGUCAUGUUUAUAUAUAUCCCUCAAUAACAGGAGCAGUAGUCAAGAUGGCCAACGCGUUAUACACGAUGAUGAUCAGAAAGUUUUCUGUCCUUCCUACGAAAUGUAUUUUGUUCCCUUCAUCACGAUGUGUCCUGCGUCAGACUCCAUCUGUUCUCUCAAGAGUAGGCUGCCCUGGUCUGUCUUCCAUGGCUGGAGUAGCCCCGUCAUUGGCUACAACUCGCUCCCACACACAACCUCGGCCACACUCACACAUCCCGGGACCCAAGUCAUGGCCGGUUAUAGGCACCUUACCAGCCAUGAUUACUGACCCAGCCUAUGACGCCUCUCGGGUGCCACGUCUUUGGGAAUCCUAUUUCAAAAAGUACGGACCAAUUUUCAAGUUGAACCUCCUUGGGCAGGGAGAUGUUGUGUACAUAUGUGAUCCUCGAGAUAUAGAACAUCUCAUUACGGAGACUUUUGACAACCCUGUCAGACCAUUUUUCGAAUCCCUGAAGAAAAUUCGCUUGAACAACAAGAUGAAGUUUUUCAAAGAAAAGGGAACUGGAAUAUUUGUUGAGCAAGGAGACAGCUGGUGGCGUGUGAGGAGCCAGGUCCAGGUACACGCCACGAAACCUAAGUCUGUGGCUCAGUACCUGCCACAGGUGGACCAGGUAGCACAGGAGUUCGUAGCUAGAUCAGCCGGACAGAGGGACAACAAGAACGAGCUUCCUGGAGAUUUUAGCCUAGAACUGUUUAAGUGGGCGUUGGAGUCCCUGAGCCUGGUAGCACUCAACAAGAGAUUGGGAUGCCUGGAGAACAGUGAGGAAGGGUUGAGGAUCAUCAAUGCUUCCCUCACCAUGAUGGACGCUUCAGGAGAAUGUGAGUACGCUGUCCAACUGUGGAGAUACUUCACCACACCAGCGCUGAGUCGCAUGUGGAAGGCACACGACGUAAUUCUUAAUGUGGUCUUGGAGAAGGUGCACCAAGCAAAGAUGGAACUGGAAGCACGAGACUCCAGGGACACUUCUGAGCUGAACAUCCUUGAGUCUCUCCUCAUUACACCGAACCUCUUCCUGGAGGAUGUUGUCACCUUCAUGGUCGACCUUUUCUUCGCUGGCUUAGACACGACAUCAAUGAGCACAGUGUUAGCCUUGUACAACCUGGCUCGGAACCCUGAGAAGCAGGCGAGGCUACAGGAGGAGCUGGACCAGGUGUUGGGUGAUGGCAAUCAGCCUCUCACAACCAACCAUCUGGCUAGACUCCCUUAUCUUAAAGCUUGUGUGAGGGAAACUCUCAGGAUGCAUCCGAUAUCGUCAAUUGUACCGAGGCGACCUGACCAUGACGUAACUCUGCAGGGCUACAGAGUCAAAGCUGGAACUAACAUAUUCGUCUGCAUUAGAGAAUCGGGCAUGCUGGAGGAAUACUUCCCCCGGGCGACGGAGUUCCUGCCGGAGAGAUGGUUGAGGGACAACCCAGACCGUCUCCAGAACCAGUUCGCCUCCAUCCCCUUCUCCGUGGGCACUCGCAUGUGUGUAGGCAGGAGGCUGGCUGAGCAGGAGAUUUACGUUCUCCUCGCAAGGCUGUUCUUGAAAUAUAAUUUGGAGUACAAGUACGCUGAGUGGGACCCAGUGUUUAGAGUCAUCUACAAGCCUGACAAGCCUCAAAACUUUACCAUGACAGAACGCUGAAGUUCUGGUAUCCACACGCCGUCUGCUGUCUGCAGACAGCAAAAUGGUUGCAGUGGGUCUAGAAUGAUCCCUUGAAGACACAGUCUCUCGCAUCUUAUAGCAAAAUGUAAAGUUUAUAUAUUAUACGCAGACUCUUUAGUAAAUAAUUAAUCAUUCUUGAUUUUGAGUCACAGGUUAUGGUCAGUGGAGGCUCAUGACUCAGUGUAUGUACGCUGAGUGUACACUAUUACCUAUUUUAGGGAUUAAAAUAUGGUUGAUUGGUGAAGAAUAGUUUGGAUGCAGCCGUAAUGACCCUCUAUGUAGUCGACUUGCUUUAAAGCCCAUUAACUGACAAACUUGCAUUUUAUCCAGAAAUCAUGUAUACAUACAUUUAAUUUCUAAUUCAUUAGGAAAUACAGAGUUUUUU